UUUUUUUUUUUUUUUUAACCCCGCGAUGUACUGUAAAAAGACUCCAUAACGCCGCUAUUUGAGGAGAAUUGAACAGGCUCAUAUACAUGAAUUCUUGAAUAAGAAUCAAAAUUGACAGUCCAUAUCUACAGACAGUGAAUUAAACCAUAGUCAAAAUGGGCAAAAAGGACAAGAAGAAGACCGCAGAGCACAAAGAGCGGGUAGCAGCGAAGCAAUCCAAGAAAACCGCCAAGUCAGAGAAGAAGACCAAGACCAAGGGACGAGAUGCAGACAGCGAUGCAGAGGAAGCUGAUCUGGACGCCAUCCUGGCGCAGUAUGCAGAGGAUCAGGCUAAAUUCCUCAAAGUCACUGAGGUUGUGUCGGGGCCUCCAUCGCCGCGAUCUUCUGCUACGGUGCUUGCUUCUCCGUCGAACCGGAAUGAGCUUUUGAUUUAUGGGGGUGAAUACUUUGAUGGGAACUUGGCGACUUUCUUCAACAAUCUUUUUGUUUAUUUGAUUGAUCGGGAUGAGUGGAAGGAGGUUACUAGUCCGAAUAGUCCCCUGCCGAGAAGUGGACAUGCUUGGUGUCGUGGAGGGAAUACUGGAGGUGUAUAUCUAUUCGGAGGUGAAUUCUCAUCGCCAAAGCAAGGCACAUUCUAUCAUUACAACGACUUUUGGCAUCUCGACCCCUCAACUAGGGAAUGGACUCGCAUAGAGACCAAGGGCAAGGGUCCCCCAGCCAGAAGUGGUCAUAGAAUGACUUACUACAAGAACUACAUCAUCCUCUUCGGUGGAUUCCAAGAUACCGCACAGCAGACCAAGUAUCUGCAGGAUUUGUGGGUAUACGACUGCUCCAGAUACACCUGGUUCAACCCAACCCUGUCAACAGCAUCAAUGAAGCCUGAUCCCCGCUCAUCCUUCACUUUCCUGCCCCACGAAACCGGCGCAGUUCUGUACGGUGGAUACUCACGCGUCAAGGCAUCCGUUGGCGCAGGAAAACAAAAAGGCGGUCCCCAGCGUAUGACCAUGAAGCCUAUGGUUCACCAAGACACCUGGUUCCUCCGAAUCACCCCUCCCGCGCCGGACGCUCCAAUGACUGCCCCGCCUACUCUCCGCUGGGAGCGAAGAAAGAAGCCCGCCAACGCGCCGAACCCACCUCGCGCAGGAGCUACCAUGGCUUACCACAAAGGAAGAGGUAUCAUGUUCGGCGGUGUGCAUGAUGUCGAACUCAGCGAGGAGGGCAUCGACAGCGAAUUCUUCGACUCACUAUACACAUGGAACCUCGACAGGAAUCGUUUCUUCCCGAUGGGUUUGCGACGCCCACGAGCACCCGGAAAGAAGCAACUCGCCAACCAGGUGAAGUCCAAGGACCGGAGUAAAGCCGAUGAGGAGGAGCUCUUGCAGAAUUUGAAAGCCCUCGAAGCGAAGGGCGGCUUCCGAGCUGAAGACGACGAGGAAUUACAGCCGGCUGCGCCCAAGGUCGAAGAAGAGCCAGAAGAGCCACAGAAGCCGGCUAUCGUGCGUUUCGAGAUGCCCCACAGACGCUUCAAUGCACAUCUUGCCGUGCAGGAUGAUACUCUCUUCAUCUUCGGUGGUACCUUUGAAAAGGGUGAUCGGGAAUUUACAUUUAAUGACAUGUACUCGAUUGAUCUGGUCAAACUGGAUGGCGUGAAGGAGGUCUUCUACAACGAGCCCGAGAACUGGAACCUCCUCAACGAGGCAGAGAGUGACGACGAAAUGGAUGAGGAUGAAUAUGAGGACGAUGAAGAAGAAGACGAGGAUGCAAUGUCUCUGGAUACCGGUUCUCCCGCUCCUACCGAUGUGACAGUGCCAUCUGUAACCCGUGAGAUGGAACAACUCGAGGUGGAAGAACAAGAAACAGAACCAUCUGCAAACGACAGCAAACCCAUCCCGCGUCCAUUCGAGAGCUUGCGCGAGUUCUUCAGCCGUACCUCUGAGGAAUGGCAGAAUGUCCUCAUGGAAACGCUGAAAACAAAGGGUCUGACACUCGAAAAGAACAUUAAAGAAUUACGCAAAGAUGCGUUCAAUAUGGCAGAGGAGAAAUGGUGGGAUAGCAGAGAAGAAGUCAUGGCUCUCGAAGACGAGCAAGAGGCUGCUGGAAUUGGAGAAGUCGUCAGUAUUGCUGACCGGGGCGAUAACGCUGGUGGUGGUGCUGGACGCCGGAGGUAAAGAAAAAGCUAGAAUUUCUGAUAUCAAAUACCAUUUACAUAUAUCCAAAAUGUUAAACAAGAUGAAUUCCUG
Messenger RNA from Aspergillus wentii DTO 134E9, 2240 nucleotides. RefSeq names its product putative Kelch repeats protein. The transcript is spliced from 3 exons. The record is from RefSeq and is a predicted model, not a curated record. Gene Ontology annotation, molecular function: protein binding. NCBI's taxonomy places the organism in Eukaryota, Fungi, Ascomycota, Eurotiomycetes, Eurotiales, Aspergillaceae. Bases 156 to 2168 code for a protein of 670 amino acids.